CACCCACGAAAAAGCAAACCACCGACCUCUUUCCCCUCGGUCUCUCAGAACGAAGUAGGAAGAGAAGAACGAGCUGCUUCGUCGCCGCCCGAUCAUGAUCUCCGACCCAGAUCGUCCCGUUGCGGGAUCCUCUCCUCGAUCGCUAGCGAGGCAACGAUCCGUUCAUGAUAUCUUCGGAAGUGGAAUCGUUGCGGAUGUGAUCCUUUGGAGGAGAAAGGAUGUAACAAUAGGGAUACUUGUUGGUGCACUGGCUUCUUGGGUGGUCUUUGAAGCAGCCGGAUAUACUCUGCUGUCUCUUGUUUCAAACGUUCUGCUGCUGCUGAUUUGUGUCCUCUUUGCAUGGGCGAAGGCUGCGGGAAUCCUAAACAGGCCUCCUCCACCCAUACCAGAGAUGCACCUCUCAGAAGAAAUGACACAUGAAGCUGCAGUUUUUGUUCGAUUCCACAUGAACAUGGUCCUGUCUGCUUUCAAUGAUAUUGUGCAAGGAAAAGACUCGAAACUGUUCUAUACGAUAGCUCUAUGGUUAUGGCUGAUCUCUUUUGUUGGUGGUUCGACUGAUAUCCUUACUUUGGGUUACACAAGCGUCGUAGUCAUGCUAACAGUUCCGGCGCUGUACGAGAAGCACGAAGAUGGCCUCGACAGACUCACGAAGUUUGCCUGUAAGGAGGUGCAGAUGUACGAGAGGAUCUACUCAGAGUGUCUCGGCAAAUACUUCACCAAAGCUAAGAAGUGGGCUUUGGAAAAGAAAAAACUACUCACUGAUGUAUGAUUAUAUUAGGGAAUUUUGAUUCAAGAUUUCCCCAUUUAGCACCUUAUCAAGGAGGGUUUGAGUUUAAGUCUGUAGCAUCGGAACAAACUGGCCUUCCCAGGAAGGAUUUUAAUGGAUUCCAUUUUAGGGGUGAAAGCUAUGCAUCCA
Messenger RNA from Musa acuminata subsp. malaccensis (wild Malaysian banana), 916 nucleotides. RefSeq names its product reticulon-like protein B12. Lineage: Eukaryota; Viridiplantae; Streptophyta; Magnoliopsida; Zingiberales; Musaceae. The record is from RefSeq and is a predicted model, not a curated record.